Molecule: messenger RNA, 2691 nt
Organism: Drosophila sulfurigaster albostrigata
Lineage: Eukaryota; Metazoa; Arthropoda; Insecta; Diptera; Drosophilidae
Exons: 3
Coding region: 1-2691 (896 amino acids)
Molecular function (GO): nucleic acid binding; zinc ion binding; catalytic activity
Source: RefSeq, a predicted model, not a curated record
AUGAAAGCCGCAAUGAAGAUCCAAAAAAACAUCUCUAGAGAUGUUAAGCAAGGAGUCGGCGAACUCGAUGAAAUUCUCGACCAAGUGGAAACAUACCGACGAAACUGGCUAAGCCAGGAGGCUGAAGGUAAACGCAUAAGUGACAUUAAGAAAAACAAUGUGGAUGAAUCGACUACGCCGAAAACCUCUGCCGCUCCGCAGUCAAAACGGCCCCUCCCAAGCCCAGUGGACGUCGACACACCAAACACAAAAAAACCAUGCGCCACAAGCACAGGCGCAAACUGGCAGGUUGUGCAGUCAAAGACUGAUAAAGCACACAAGCAAAAAUCCAGCGCUCCCAAACAAACAACAGGCGGCGAACAAAAUAAACCCUCAGGAGUCAAGCCAAACUCAGAGAACGGCAGCACUCAAAAAAGACGGCCAAAAAAUGAAGCCCUUCUUGUGAAACCAAACGAAGGACACACCUAUGCAGACAUACUCAAAAGCCUUAAGGAAACUGUGGACCCAAACGACGCUGACAUUAAAAUUCAUGCAGUUCGAAAAACAAUGUCUGGAGCGCUACUACUAGAAAUGAAAAAAGGCACUCAAGUGAGCACCGAUUUCAUUAACAAAAUCAAAGGUGCCCUACAAAAAACAGCGGAAGUAAAGGAACUCAAACCGACGAUCACGCUGAAAAUCCGGGAUCUAGACGCACUCACUACAGUCAACGAAGUCGAGGAAGCCAUACAGAAUAUCCUUCCGGACAUAGGGGACCGACUAAAAGUAGUGGUGACAAAACCAAAUAGUCGGGAACAAGUGAGAGCAUAUGUCACACUCCAAACUGAAGCUGCAGAGACGCUUCUCAAAGCAGAAAGAAUAACUGUUGGCUGGAUACGCGCCAGAAUGCGCAUGCAAACAAUCCCCACGCGCUGCUUUAGAUGUUUCGAGUCGGGUCACACCCAAAGAGAGUGCAAAGGCCCAGACAGAAGAAACCUUUGCAUCCGGUGCGGCGAAAUUGGACACAAGCACAAGGAAUGCAAAAAUCCUCCAAAAUGCUGCGUGUGCGUAACUGCCGGACUGAAACCAGUUGACAACAUCCCUGCCUCCAGCAAAUGUGCAUCGCUCGUGCUAGAGAAGGCGGUUGAUGUUGUCAUCAUCAGUGAGCAGUACAAGAUUCCCAACAAUGGUACAUUCCUAACUGACAACACCGGGACGGCAGCCAUCUGGCUGCCAAACAUAAACAACUUCACCGUCACAAGAAGUGGUGCCGGACAAGGCUUCGUAUGGGCACAAACUAAAAUCUGUACCAUCAUGAGCUGCUACCUUACGCCUAGUGUCAGUAUAAAUGAAUUUAAGACGAAGCUAGACGCAAUAGAAGACCAAGCACGGCAGCUUGGCGGAGACUUGAUCAUCGCGGGUGAUUUCAACUCUAGAGCCAUCGAGUGGGGCAUGCCGACAACAAACCCCCGGGGCAGACGGGUACUUGACAUGGCUGCUAGGCUCGGACUAGUGGUCGCAAAUGAAGGGUCCACACCCACUUCUUGCAGACCAGGAUGCGAGGGUACAAUCCCAGACAUCACUCUGGCGACAGAAAGAGCAGCGAGCAAACUACAGGAGUGGGGUGUCUUGGAGGACUACACGGGCAGUGACCACCAGUAUAUCUGCUUCUCCAUAAACUCAAACCAUAGACGUCGGCCCGAUCAUGAUAAGAAAACCACCCGAAGGUGGAACGCGAAAAAACUGGACAUCGAGAAACUCAUCGAAGUACUCGACGCAAGUAUGGAAACAGCCGUAGACCCUAGGGACGCAAGAAGCGUAGUACGCCACACCAUGCGCGCCAUAGAGCAUUCUUGCACCGCAGCGAUGCCCAAAACGACAAACUUCCUUAAAAGGAAAGCUGCCUACUGGUGGAACGAGCAGAUCGCGGAGCUCCGAAAAGCCUGCCUACGCGCGAGAAGGAAAAUGACUAGAGCCAGAUCUCGAAGCAGCGGUACGGCGGAAAUCGAGGAGCACAAACAAGCUAGAAAGCGCCUUAAACUUGCCAUUGUCCACAGCAAAAAGAGCAAAUUGGAAGAGCUACGAAACGACAUAAAUACCAACCCAUGGGGUCUUGGCUACAAAAUCGUAACGCGCAAGUUAGGAGCGCAAAGGCCGACUCCGGAGCUCAACGAAAACGUCAUGGCCAAUAUAGUAAACACGCUCUUCCCACAGCACGAACGACGCACCGACCCAGAGACGCCCGCCCUCGAAGAGCCUCCUUUCUUUACAGAGAAUGAACUCAGAUCGGCAGCAAAAUCUUUGAAAAACAACAAGGCACCCGGACCCGAUGGGAUUCCAUCCGAAGCACUAAAAGCCAUAACAGACGCACGCCCGAAAAUCCUGCUAAACAUGUAUAAUGCUUGCUUGAUGGAAGGAAUUUUUCCAGAGGUGUGGAAGCGACAGCACCUAAUGCUAAUAGACAAAGGGAAAGGAGACCCAGCUACCCCAACCAUAGAAAGGGCAGGUUGCCUAUCAAACCGACAGCAUGGCUUUCGACCAGGUAAAUCGACAGCUGGAGCGCUGCAGUGCGUCAUAGAAGCGGUAAGCGAUGCACAGAGAGGAAACGCCUACUCUAGAAAAAUAGUGCUCCUGGCCGCUCUUGACGUUAGAAUCGCCUUCAACAGUCUGCGAUGGACUAACGUCAUCAACGCUUCGGAACACCAGCCUACCUGA